CGUAUUUGUAUAAAACAAGCGAAGAGCCACCACAACGUCUCACUCGCGUGCGGCAGGUGUUCGUCGCCUUAGUUGCCUGCCCACCAAUCACAAACUGAUCAACUGAUCGCAAAGUGAAAAUAAACAAUUCAAGUGAAUCUGUGAAAAUGAGUGGCGAAAACAAUGAAGGCUUCGACCUGUCGUCGGAGGAUCCGGGGCAGGGCUCACGCGUGGGAGUCGGAGCACUGCCGAUCCCGCCAUUGACCGAGAAAGCCCCAGUUAAUGGGGUUAGCGGAAACAAUGAGAAAAAAGUCGAUCCUGAAACCGUCGUGCCCGAGCGCGCAGUGUGGGACAACCAGCUUGAGUUCCUCAUGUCAUGUAUCGCCACGUCAGUCGGUCUCGGCAAUGUGUGGCGAUUCCCCUUCGUCGCCUACCAGAACGGAGGCGGAGCUUUCCUCAUCCCCUACGUCAUUGUACUGCUACUUAUCGGAAAACCUAUGUACUACCUCGAAUGCGCCUUAGGACAGUUCAGUUCCAGGAAUUCAGUUAAAGUCUGGUCUUUAUCACCAGCCAUGAAAGGGACGGGCUAUGCCACCGCUCUGGGUUGUGGGUACAUCCUGUCGUACUACGUGUCAAUAGUCGCGCUGUGCCUGUUCUACCUGGCUAUGAGCUUCCAGGCUACUCUACCGUGGGGAAUCUGUCAGCCCGAGUGGGAUGACUGCGUACCGUCCGACCCCAGCCAAGAGGUUGGCGUAGUCACAGAAAACGCCACCAGCAGUGCUGAACUUUAUUUCCUAAAAACAGUUCUACAGCAGAAAGAUGGUAUUGAGGGUGGACUUGGUCUCCCCGUAUGGCACUUGGUGCUGUGCCUGGCAGGCGCUUGGUUCGUGAUCUUCGUGAUUGUCGCUCGUGGUGUCAAGAGCUCCGGCAAGGCCGCCUACUUCCUAGCUCUCUUCCCAUAUGUCGUCAUGAUUGUUCUGCUCAUCACCACUGUGAUCCUCCCUGGAGCAGGCGACGGUAUUCUUUUUUUUUUGACUCCACAAUGGGACAAACUUAUUGAACUGGAUGUGUGGUACGCCGCCGUAACGCAAGUGUUCUUCUCUCUGUCCGUGUGCACCGGAGCUAUUAUUAUGUUCUCCUCUUACAACGGCUUCAGACAAAAUGUUUACAGAGAUGCUAUGAUAGUAACGACGUUGGACACAUUCACGAGCUUGCUGUCCGGAAUCACCAUUUUCGGUAUUUUGGGUAACUUGGCUGUUGAGCUGAACCAGGAGGUUAAAGAUGUGAUCGGCUCUGCUGGUACCGGCCUCGCCUUCAUCUCCUAUCCUGAUGCUAUUUCGAAGACAUUCUUGCCACAGUUGUUCUCGGUGCUGUUCUUCCUGAUGAUGUCUGUGCUCGGCGUGGGGUCUGCGGUGGCGCUGCUGUCCACUAUCAACACAGUCAUGAUGGACGCCUUCCCCCGCAUUCGUACCGUCUUCAUGUCUGCUUUCUGUUGCACCAUCGGUUUCGCCGUCGGAUUGAUUUACGUCACACCUGGAGGUCAAUAUAUCCUAGAGUUGGUUGACUACUACGGUGGAACUUUCCUCAUUCUCUUCUGUGCUAUCGCUGAAAUUAUUGGAGUUGUCUGGAUUUACGGUUUGGAGAACUUGUGCGUGGACAUCGAGUUCAUGUUGGGCAUCAAGACUGGCUUCUACUGGAGAUUCUGCUGGGGUCUCAUCAUGCCUGCUAUGAUGAUCACCGUGUUUAUCUACGCUUUCGCCUCUUAUGAAGCUCUCUUGUUCGGUGGUUACUAUACCUACCCAACAGCUGGAUAUGUAUCUGGAUACAUGAUGCUUAUUGUUGGUAUUCUCUUCGUGCCGAUUUCAAUCUCGCUUACCAUGUACAAGAACAAAACUGGAAAUUUCAUCCAAACAAUUAAGCAGGCGUUCAAGGCCAAGAGCUCAUGGGGUCCUCGCACGCCGAGCGACUACAACGACUGGGUGCAGUUCAAGGCCGAAGCCAAGCAGCAGCGCGUCGCCAUGCGCACGUCCUGGGCCCGACACAUCUGGCUCAGCCUCACCGGCGGAUACAGGAAACGACUAUAAACUAGUCACUAGCUUUACCACUAGGAUAAAUUUAUUCAUAGACUUAAUAUAGUACUAGUAUUUAUAAAAUAGCGUAAUCGCUCCAAGUACCUUAAAUUUACCUAAGCGUCAAUUUCUUGUAAAUUGUAAACUACUUAGGUUUGGAAAAUAAUUGCCAAAAUAAUGUUAUUUUAAUAGUACCUAAUUUAUUAAAGUUGUACUUUUGUAUUCAGGGUAUUUAUUAAGUUAAUAUCAAUUAAGUAUGUAAGUGUUGAAACUUUUUAUAUCAGUGAAAAUACAUUUUUAUGAAAACAA
Molecule: messenger RNA, 2357 nt
Organism: Helicoverpa zea (corn earworm)
Lineage: Eukaryota; Metazoa; Arthropoda; Insecta; Lepidoptera; Noctuidae
Product: sodium-dependent nutrient amino acid transporter 1-like
Exons: 14
Coding region: 147-2063 (638 amino acids)
Biological process (GO): sodium ion transmembrane transport
Cellular component (GO): membrane
Molecular function (GO): L-amino acid transmembrane transporter activity
Source: RefSeq, a predicted model, not a curated record